Mercenaria mercenaria is the source of this 11876-nucleotide messenger RNA. RefSeq lists its product as uncharacterized. The transcript is spliced from 3 exons. NCBI's taxonomy places the organism in Eukaryota, Metazoa, Mollusca, Bivalvia, Venerida, Veneridae. The record is from RefSeq and is a predicted model, not a curated record. Bases 160 to 8604 code for a protein of 2814 amino acids.
AUAAAGGCACUGUAAAGUUUACGAAAUGCCAAAUUUGUUUGUGUUUGAUAUAUAGCAUUGUUUAAUGGAUGUGAAUAAUUAAAUGGUUUUACAAGUCUGAAAAAAAUGUGGUGAUAUAUUUAUAAGUAAUAAUGAGCUGAAAAGACUGGUUUUAAAGCUAUGGAACAAUCCGAGAAAAUACGGCUUGACAUCAUAGAUAAAAUACGUUGCAGACAGAUGGAUAACGAUUUUUCCUCUUCGGAUUCUGAACAGGAAACGGGAUCUGGAAACUCAUUUGGAACUCCUCGUUCUGGAGCAAGUGAUAUUGGAACACCUCGGUCAUUAACCAGUGAAGAGUCGUCUGCUGUAACGUCCCCUCGUGCUAAUCUUCUUUGGGAUCAUGGAUUCGAUGUGGCAGAAGGUGAACGAAUAUCUCCAGAGGGAAGAGAUGCAGAAUGGAAACGGUUUAGAAACAAAACAGAUGACGACAAAAUAAUCGCAGAUAAACGUUUAAAAAUACAGGAAAUUGCUCAUCAGUUACAAGAAAUUAAUGAAAGAGAAGCAAAGAAAGCAGGUGAUAAACAUAAAACUGGUCAAGGUCUUCCUGACUUGAUACCGUUAGCGUCGGUGUCAAGUUCAGUAGGAUCAAGUCAGGAGACUUUAUAUGCAAUAGAUGACCUUGACAUUCCACCUCCAUUGCCCGACAGUGAUCCACCAAACAUUAACUUUGCAGACUUUCCUCCACCAUUACCUGCGACUAGUCCUCCACAGCUAAUCUUAAAAGAAAAUGUUUUAAACGAAAUGGGAGAAUCGGUUGAACUCAGAGAAUAUGAAAGUCAAAAACAUGAAGAUAGUGCCAUUGAAAGAGAUGACGUAGACAGUGACGACACAAGUGAACUUUGUAAUGAAAAUCCAUAUGGGGUCGGUAUGGCAAGUGAUGAAAGUAGCUCUGGAGCUGGGGAUCUUUCGGACCGGGAAUCGGAUGAAAGGGAAACUAAUUUUGAUGGAUUUUAUAAUGUUCAAACUCAUACAGUAUUCAAAAUGAGCGGUGAUGGUAAUCGUCCAUUAUUACCAAUGGAAAUGACAGAUGAUAUGGAAGCUGAAUUUGAUUUCAUUUUACAGUCUCUGGAUGCGGGUAGUGAGUCACAGGAAACUUACAUUGAACGGUUUGCUGGCCGCCGGGACAGAUAUGGGUUUAUAUUAUCGCCUGUAGUAGAAGCUCCAUCUCCAACACCGUCCAAUAUGUCUGGGUAUUCGGGAUACAGCGGAAUUUCUUGUUCAUCUCCAGACCCUUUCAGUGUGUUCAGAAUGUCUCCAGGCCCGAUCAGAGGAUCUAAACAAGAAAUCGAUCUUAGCAGCCUUUGUGUUAAAUCAAAUGAAUGGGACUUGGGGAAUGAGCAAACUGUUCCAAUAUAUCAAACAGUACAAGCCAAAAGAGCCCUUGUAGUACCGGAAGGAUACGGAUGGGAGAGUGGAGACGAUUUAUUAAGCCCUACAGGAAGUGUAGAAUGGGAUUGCUCUGAUAAUGGACUAAGUACUCCACCAGUUUCAACCACUUACGUGAACUUGACACAAUUUGGUACCCAUAUUACAGGAUGGAAACAACCAGACGUUGCAAUUUAUGAAGAACCUGAAAACUAUGAUUCAGAUUCUACCAUUGAAGAUGAAAAUACUUCAGAUACAGACACAACAAUAGAUGAGGACUCACCGAGAGAUAAUUUUGGAGACGCUUCAAAUGUUGUCGUUAAAGAAUGUAGUUCGCCCGAGAAAAACUUAUAUAACCUUAAUGACGAUUAUGUAGAUAAGAAUAAUACAGAUCCGGAAAAUAAUGACGAGUCAAACGAAUUCAUGCAUAAUACAGAUGAAUCAGUACAAACUUUAGAAUUAUCUGUGCUUGAGGAAGAGAUAAAUAAAGUAGAAAACGAGCUGAAAUUGCUUAAAAUGCACACCGGUAGAAACUAUAAUAUGAUUGAAAAUGAAGAGCAAGAGCUAGGUGAAAUUAAACCUGAUGUCACAGACUUGAUGAAUGAAAACGAUGUUAACGCUGAUACGGUAUCGUUGGAAAGUAGUCUUGACGACAGCUUCCGCGGCUUUAGUGCAGAGCUUGCAGAUAUAAACCAAAGUGAAGAAAAUAAAGUUGCAAGUCAAAAGUCACUUACGGAUGAAGGAAUGGUUUCAGUUAACAGUAGCCUGAAUAAGAGAUGCAGAAAUCCUAUACCAGUUCCACAAAAGCACACGCAGUCUACCAGUGAUGACGAAUCCGAUACUACCGAAAAUUAUGAAGACGCUGAAGAUGAAUACAGUGAUUCUGAUAGUGAAAAUGAUAAGGAAGACAACAAGGAAAGUGAUUUUGAAUUAUUUAAAGCUAGGCCAGUCGAAAGCAACGAAAACAGUAAAAUUGAUGACUCGAGUACUGAUGACAAGGAUGGAGUUCUUGUAACAGAGCUAUUAACACCGAGAUCUGCAAUAUUGAAAUCUGGUGGUAUGUUUCCAGAGGAUACAGAGUCGUCUUCACUUACGUCCGACGAAGAUGCACAAGAUGCAAAUAUGUCCAGUUAUGGCUCUGGAAUUAAAGUUUCCCAGUAUACGUCCGGUGAUUCUGACGACAAUGGUGUUCGAAUGCCCAAAACAGACAACAUGACAGAAGAAUACCAAAAGUCAACAACCCCACAGGAUAAUGUGGCAAAUAAGGAAGAACAAUUUAGUCAAAUAACAAUACAAAGUCCAUUAGAUUUGUCAAUUCUGGAUUCUAGAAUUGAAGCGUCAAACAGAGUCGACUUGAGAAAAUCUCCACGAAUAUUUGGGCGCUAUUACGCAGAAAUGGAUGAUGAAUUACUUGAAGAAGUUCGAUCAAAAUGUGAUUCGAUUGAAACUCCAAGAAGUGAACCUGAGCUACCAGAAAGUUUGACUGAAAAUGCGAGGAAAAGUUCGGCUUCAUAUGGUCAAGGAACGACAACCGAUCUUGAUGAAUUUGAAAAUUCUUUUCAACACGUUGAAAUUUCUAAUUCAUCAGAUGUGAAAUGUGAAAAAGAACAGUCUGGCCAACAAACAGGCAUAUAUGGUAAAUUGAAACAAACAUUGUCACAUGAUAAAUCUAUAAAUGGAGAAGAAAACGUACAAAACUUUCGUAAGGAGGCAGAGAAUGUAACAACAAAUGCUAUUUCCAAUAUGCCAUCAAAUUUUGUGGAAACACAUGAAAUUUAUCGUAGCCACACGCCUGAUCUUAAACCGGAGGAACAUUUUGAAGAUGGUUUAAAAAAGUCAAAACUAUCGUUGCAAACAAGUCAUAGAUCUGACACGUUGAAAAUCAAAAUUUCUCAUUUAACUCGAAGGGAUUCUGUUGGGUCUAAAAUAAAACAUGGCUACGUACAUGAACUAUCUGAACUAUUUGACAAAAGUGUUAUGGAACACAAAAGCGAUGUUGUCAUUAACAAGGUAAAAUGUAAACGUCGUGAUAGAACAGAAAGACCCCAAACUCCAAAGGUCUUUACACCAAAUGAAAAUAUUGUUAUAUAUGAAAACAAUGCCGCACCUCAGUCGACUGACGAAAACGACCAGCUCAAAGGAGAAAGCCUUGGUUUUGAAGUGACACCUUUACAGAGAGUUGAAUCAUUUGAACAUCUACCAGAAGUUGAAAAUGAGGACAGGAUGUCUGAAGAUGAACUCAGCGAUAUUGAAAACUUAUAUUUGUCAGUUAAUGAAGAUAGUUUUGAAGAUUCCGAUACAGGUAGUGACGCUGAAUUGAAAAUGUAUGAGAAUCAAUUGAGGAAAAGAGAAGAUAACAUUGAAGUUUAUAAUAAUGAUUCUAAAGGUGAAGCAACAAUUCUUGAAGAUGACGAAAGCGAUGAAUGCAGUGGGACGACAGAGUUUGUGCCAAAAUUAGAAACUUCAGCUGAAAUAUAUACGCUGGAACACGGCGAACAGGGCAACUUAGCAAAGAGUGGAAAGAGUGAUUUACGUAUUGCCCAUAAAGCGCUUGAUAAUGGCAGCAAAACUGUUAAAAAGGAAAAUCCGGAUGAACAAAAGGAAAUCGAAGAAAACAUUGACGGUGAUACAGACUCAAACCAAAGUGAGGAUGAAGAAUUCCAUGACAGAUACUUCCUUCCGGGCCACGUCUACCACAUUAGUGACCCAGGAAAUAACAAUAGUUAUCCGAAAAGUGAUACAAGAACUAAUGAGGACACUGACAUAAAUUCUACCAAGAAUGAAUUUGUAAGACCUCCAGAUGAAAUAAUAAUUGAAGAUGCUGUUAUUGAAGUUUCUAGCGACAGAAGAAUGUUGGAUGAACAUGAAAAUGAAGCAUCAUCAGAAAGAAAUUACGAGAAAUGUCAGAUCAGAAAUAAAGGUGAUCUUAGAGCAAAUUCAUCCGUGUCUAGAGCCAUAAUCGAGCAUACAGACGAUAGACAUGAAGGAGAUCGGGAAAAUAAACGCGAAGAUAGUGUUUCAGAAAAGUUAAAACAUGAACACAGCAAAGUUUCCAGUUCUCAACAUUCUCACAUAGAUAUGUCCGGUAUUCUAUGGAACAUACCGUGGAAAUCUCUAAAAGGGAGAAAACCAGGAGAGGUAACAGACAAAUCACAGAGAAGCAAUGAAGCACCAAGAAAUCCCUCUGGCUAUAUGUAUGAUAUAAUUUCCAGAAUAAACACAGAGCCAAAGUCGAAAACGCAAAGCCGUACACAUUUAAGUAACAGACCAGUUAUAGAACAAAACGAGAAAGAAAUUUCUUCAGAUAAUUCAGAGUUAAAGGUGCAAAUAAUAGAGAAAAACGAGAAAUCAGAAAAGCAAAAUAUGACACCGAAAUAUGAUGCACGUUUAAGCAUAAGCGAAGGGAUUAAUAAAACAGCCAUCAGUGAAAAAGGCGAAUUUGAUUUUGUAGAAAACAUUUCGGCUGAAACAUUGGCAAGAGAAGGUAAUAUGAAAAUUAUCAGUGACUGUGUGCCAAGAAAAAGACAUGUUUAUGACUAUGAUGAAGAUCCGCGGUUUAAAAUACGAUAUCCGUCUUCACUAAGCAGACGACUUUACGGUCCUUACUGUCGUCUGCGUUCAAAAAAUGAAACUGUUUAUCAAAGGGAGAUAAAUCCUCCAGGCUUGACAAGCGCGGCUGAUAACGAUAUGUCUCGCGUUUCAAAUGGUUUAAAUAUGACAGGUAGCCCGAUAUCAUCUUUACUUAUAAACAAUGAAAAUAGCCGUACAAAUAUUCAACAGGUGUCAAAAUUUUACACUGAAGAAGAAGGAGCCCCUGACAAGGAUUUAAGCCUCUCACCGGUGACCUGUGACCCUUCUUGUACUGAUUUUCCGAUUGAUAAUUCAUCAAUUCAUUCAGACGACCACAGCUCUAAUCCCAAUGAUUUUAACCAUACCUGUUACGCCGUAAAGACCCCGUUUUCAAGUUUAGCCCAGCGUGGUGGUAUCAAAUUCAACUUGAAGGCGAUUAUUGGUGGUGAAAGAAAUCAAGCGCAUCAAAAUACACCACUGAGUGAAAAUAAUUUUGUCAAUGUAAAAUUGCAGCAUGGAGGAGACGAAGCGAAAAGUGAUAAACAAGAAUGCAACUUUAAGACGAGUUCUCAUUACGGUAAUGGCAAUUACGACGUGAAAUUUACAGAAUUACCUAUGUAUUUAGAGUGUAAAAGUUUAAACAAUAAAUGCGGACAGGAGAAUAGGGGAGAAAUUAAUAACAACAAUUUGGGAGUGGACGCUAAUACAGUGGCUGUGAAAAAUGAUGACCAUUAUACAGUUCAGGGUGUACACAUUCCGUCGGAGUUAUCUGCAAAUGAAACAAAACGAGAAAAUGUGGACAUGAAUAAUGACUCUGCGUCAACUAGCCAUAAAAUAAACUGUGUUGAAACGAAUAUACCUGGGAUUAAUAGUAUCUCGGCUUCAGUGACGACACAAAACAUUAAUUCGCAUCCAAUGUCUUCAGGGGAUGUGGUCACUGAUGACAAGGCGGUAAAUAAUGAGACUAAAAAAUCGCCAGAGGACGGAGAAACGCAUAUCAGCCGAGCAUCAGUUGUGCUUCAGACCCCGGGUUUCCAACAUGUAUUGGAGGACGAGAAAGGAAAAUUAAGAAUUUGGCCGUAUUCGGAUUUUGAUAAUAGCGAUAAGUUGCCCGUGACUUUACACAGGGUGAAGAAAAGGAUUAAUUUACCGGACAUAAAGGGUAUGUCAAGCCGGUCUAGCAAUAUGACUGUAAUUCAGAGUGCCGAACAUAGUGCCGAGAUGCCAGAGAAUAGAGUUGUGCAGAAAUAUCAUUCGAGUUCGAUCCUCCCCGGGGACCGAACGGCAGGCCAGAUGAUGAAGGCCCACGGGGAGUCAGUACAGUCGGUUCUUCUGCAAGACAGCAACGGAAAUAAUGUUUCUGAAGAAGAAUUAGCAGCAGUGUUGCCGAAAAUUGCCAACAGUAUUAGUAAGAUGGAGACUUCUAAUGCUGAGGAAAUUUUACCUGGAAUUACACAAAGUAUCACGAAACUGAAAAAUGGUGGAAACUUAGUAAUUACAACUAUGACCAGAAAAUUGGAUGAGGAAGAAAAUAGUUCCUCAGGUCGGGGCUCUCCGGAACCCGAACCCGACUACCCGGUGCUAAAUGUUGACGAUCUUGAAAACAGUAAGAUUUAUUUGGUCCAAGACUCAAAAGGAGAAUUGUUCUAUGUUGAGGAUGUAACGAGUGAAACACAGGAAAGUGCCUAUUUUAGUUCUCGGAACACAUCCGAGAGCGUUAGUGACACGGGAAAUAGCCCGACAUUUGAUAGAAUAUCUAAGAUAAAUUCCGUCGGCGACAGCGGGAUUAAGCAGUCUACAGCACAAGAGAUUUUAACGGCAAUGUAUGGAGAUAGUGAUGUAAAAGAAUUGACGGAAAAUGAAGAAGAAUGGUCUGAGAGAACAUAUGAGUACGAAAUACCGCGGAGAAGAGACUCGGGAACACGGAAGGAAUAUUCUAAAGAUUCUUUCAAUACAUCAUACAUGGUCGAGGAACCCGGUGAUACACUGCCGAAAUUGAAAUCUGCAACAACAAAGGACAGGUAUGAAUCUUCAUAUCAGAUGUCAGGUGGUGCUCCAUGGGUCUACGACGGGGGUAUGUCCCAGCGAUAUUCUCAGGUGACGCAAGGGGUAUGUGCAGACGACACUAACAGUGUGUCUGCAGUGUCUGCACAGAACGUUGAUAACUCCACGGUGAAGACGAUAGAGAGAUACACAAUUGAAGGUGAGGCCAUAGAUUAUCCAGCACCUCAACCUAUGUUCAUUCCUCCAAUGGUCGUACAUUCGGACAUACCGCAAUACUCUCUCGUUAAAGUCGACGUUACACCAAAACACAAAGAUGAAGGUGUAAUGGCUAGAAUAGAAGCUCCGAAACCGGAAGAACCCAUAGAAAGGCCGAUUUACAAGACUGUAGCAACCAUCACGACCCCUGAAAAAGUGCCAUCACCAAAACCAGUCGAAAAGAAGAAAUAUAAGAUAAUCGCCUCCAAAGCAACUGAACGUCAAGAGGAGGAGCAAGAAACACAUAUGAGAUUUGAUGAAAUAGACUAUAAAUUCUCCGCAGAAAACGUCGAAUACAGAAUGAGGCCGGCGACGACGGAAACUCAGUACUUUAUAAAGAACACCUCCAACAUUCAGCCACACACUCAGUUCAGAAGUGAAAAACGUAUCGAGUUAGGGAAGAAUUCAGACCAGAAGUACAAAUCCCAGAUACAAGUCCAGGAACCAAAGCCAGAGGUGUAUGAGCAAAGCAGUUACUCUUACGACCAAAUGAAAUCAGAGCUUGAGCAGUCGGAGUCGAACAUGAGAGUCGUAAGAGGAAGUUACCUCAUUAAGAACACGUUAGAUAAUGCUGACGUUGAAUUUGAUGACAAUAUUAACAUGUUUGAUGGGAAUUUUAAUAUGUAUAAAGAUAAUCCGCUCUACAAGAGUGACGAGGAUCUGUACAAGCGGCUGGAACGGGAGAGGAUCGAAAACGCCCGGCGGCAAGAGAGGAUGCAGAGAGAUUUGAACCAGGAUAUCUCAUUCGAAACCGUCGACAGGUUCACGAAGUCAAAAACAGUUAAACGUGAGCCUGAGAAACCACGUCAAAGUUUGUAUGAGCUUUUGAUGAGUCGGCUUUCAACGAUAGAUUCCAAACAUAUCCGACAAACGAUCGACGUAAAGCACGACCAUGAAGACAUCUACGGUGACCCAAGAUUUCUUCAGGCCGAUGGCGAAUACCUUAGAAAUAUUGCGGGUACAAACAAUUUCGAAACUGUUGGUGAGAAAGUUGAUCUUAUGCUGAAAGAAGGUAAAGCUUUCAUUACGGUCAAGGUCACAGCAGAAAGAAUAACGCCUAUUGAUUUAGAAUUCAACGUCUGGCGCAAAAAUCAAGCUAUUGUGACACGAACAAUUGAGGUUGACCUUCUUGCAACGGAACGACGCAGACAACUUUAUUACAAGGUCAUGGAAGAACCAGCGACCGGGUCACGUGGUGGAUAUAGGGCGGGACCAAACGAGACUGUAUUAGACAGCAAAGAAACGCUUGAACUUUUCACAAAAAUUCUAGGGGCAGCAGACGGAGAAGGUGAUACUGAAGAUAUUGAAGUGAAAACGAGGUUAGGGAAAACCACGAAUCCCUUUUCGUCUGGAAUGGACUUGCUCUAUUAGGCAAGCGGGGAUACCCUUUUGUGAAAAUAGUGCCAGUUGCGUGCCACAAUUCUCACGUUGGAUUAACCUUGAAAAAUUUUCUGCGCUUUAAUUUCGGCGGAAAGAGUUUCUUUUAAUCAACAGGCUAACCAUUGAUAGGCAAGGACGCGAGAUGCGGACGUCUAUAUAUUCUUUUAUAAAUAUAACUUUCUGUAGUAUUUGACAGAGGGUUGCUUGAUGUGUUCAUUAGCACUAUAACAAAACUAUCUGGCUUAACCGUGAUAAACAAAAUAUUGUAUAUAGUUAAACGCGAAGGUUCUUUGCAUGUUUUAAACUGGAUCACCUGUUCUCUAAGAAAUUGUUGUUGUUUCUAUCCGCCGUUUAGAUGACACACGUCGGAUGCCCAAGUAAAGUAUGAACUAGAAGCAAACACCUACAGAAAUAGGUUGCCAAAUUCUUUGACAAUUACGUGUGCGGAUGUAUAUAGUGUUAUGUUGAUCCAGAACUUGUUAUUAUAUAAUUAUGCAGCAUGUUAAAAUUUUAUGACGUAGUGCUUAGAUUAUACGAAAAGUGCCAAAAAGUAGAUGUAGAAAGAGUAAUUAUGUAUAUUUACAUUUAUAGCAGUUAUAAUAUACAAGGGUCGCAAUAUUCAUUCUUCUUAAAGUGUACAGUAUAAAUAAUUCAUAUUUGUCGCCCAUGCAAAGUUUAAAUGUUAAAUGCAGUGCGGAUGCACAUUAGUACAUGUAUAUAGGCGUAUUUAUGACAAAGUUUGACUCAGGUAAUGUGCACGAUGUAUUUCAAUACCUAUCCUUAAAAUUACAUGAAAAUGCGUAUUCUAUAAAGAACGGUUUUAUCAUUAUUCAUAAUACAGUUGAACCUGCCUUUGUGGCCACCUCUAUUAAGCAGUCACUCGCCUUAAGCAACCAGACUGCUUACUUCCCGAAUUUAUAUUUUGUUCUUGUUUCCCCCUGUCUUAAGCAGCCACUCGACUCCAGCAGUCAUAUUGCAGUACACCCUUUACUGACUGUUUAAUACAGGUUUGACUGUAUUAUCAUAAUGCCAAGUAUAUUCUAUGCACUUGUUUCAUGUAUACGACAUGAUCAAAUGUGCAGCAGAAUUUCAAAACAAUAGCCGCUAUUGCAAAUCUAAAAACUAAGAUACAGUGACUUUUAAUCUUGGACAUCAACCUCUAACCGCUGUUCCGGAAACAAUAUUCCACCGGUAUAACGUCAAUAUUGCAAAAACUGAUAUCGGGCCAGUAUCGAAAAUAUCGGGCCAGUAUCGAAAACCACAUCGGUCCAAUAUCGGUCUGAUAUAUAAUUCAUGCUGGCUAUAGUAUGAAUGAAUACAUAAUGAAGAGAACAUGUACUGUUCAAAGUAUGUAGAUGUAAAUAUGUGCUCGGAUUGAACUUACUAUAAAAUUUGCACUAUUUUGUGAGGCAUGCCAGAGAAACAAAAUUAAUGUAUGACAAUAUUGUUCAUAUACGAGGACCAUUCAUUAGUUUUUACUUGGAGAUGAAUUCUUGUGUCAAGUCUGACAUACAUCAUAAUGUAUUAUAAUAAUAGGAAAUGUCUUCAUUUUACCUGGCGCAUGACAAAUAUAGACCGCUUUAAUAAACCGAUGCAAUGCAUUUUGCAUAUUCUCACAACAAUUUUCAAAAUAUAUGAUUAGUUCCCUAAAAGUUCAAAUGUUAAAACAUCGAUUAAAGUAAAAUCAUAUUUUCAAUAUAAAAAAUGUUAAUACUAAGAAUCUAAUCACCAGUUUUAUGAGAUUGUAGCAAUUCGUAAUGAAAACUAAUUUUGUAAGUUUAAAAUGUUAAAAGUUGUUCAACUGAUUUGUAUUAUUUUUGUAUACAAUUUGAUAUUUUGUAGCCAUAAACAUUAACAGUAUGAAUAAUACCGCUAAACCAAUGUUCAGUACUAAUAGUAAAAUUAUUUUACAUGCAUACGUCUCGAUUUGUAUUUUAAUUUCGUAAUUGUCAAUAAAUAAACAUUAGAAUAAUUUUACAAGGUCUAGACUGUAUGUCUUGCCUAAUGUGUAACUGUAUUUGACUACUGCGUUAGACAAACUGUAAAAUUUCAUUUUAAAAAUAGGUAUAAAUAAUUUGACUGUGCUUUGUUAUUCUUUUUUAACAUCAGUUUACAUUGUGUUUGUUAACGAUUUGUUAUAUAUAUAUUAAUCACUAUGGUAGAAAUGACUUUUUCGCAUGGGGUUGAUGUGGACAGAGCAAUUUUCCGCAAAUAUUUUUGUUAUGAUUUGAACCAUUGCCUCGCUGUGCCACAGCGCUAAGUAACAACUCUCUGAUUUACAUCUGGGGGAAUACCCAGGUAAAAAUACCAAAAAUUAUACACGAUUUAGAAAAAAAUAUAUCGUAAAAAUAGACAUCAAGUUAUACCACUUAUAAAAAAUACUACAUUUCAUUUAAGUUUUGCACUGUUUAAAAGUCGGUGUUUCUGCAGUCAGUUUCCAAUUACAAAACAUUAUCAGUCAUCAAGUUUGGGUUUUAUUACACAAAAAAGUUGUUUGAACAUACUUAAAUAGCAUUAAAGUGAAACUUAAUUUGUAUAUGCCACGGUUGGUUAGGUAUUAUAUAAAGCAGAAACACUUCAUCGUUAAUGGUUGUCCUUCAAAAUUAGUUAAUAUUCAAUCAUUUCUUCACACACUCAGUUAACCUUUAGCCUGCUUGUGGAAAAUGAUUCUGCCAUUGCGACCAGUGCAGGCUGAUCAUGGUCUGCACUGUUCGCUUUUCAGUCAGUGAACACCCUUUCAAAUAAUAGAAAUGCCCAAUUUGAAUGACAGACCAGUCUAUUUUAGAAAUUUAGCUGGGUAAAGGUUUCAAGAUAUGCAUAUAGUCACACCUAUCGCUCGAAAUCGCAAUGAUGAGUUAAACGUGGUUUUGAGCAACCCGUUCACUUAUUACCGCGGAGUCAAAGAAUGUCUAAUUAAUGCUAAAUGAGUCAUUUUCACGCAGUCAGAAAUGAUCUGAAGUAGGUGGGGAUGCAUUUUGUAAGCAAUAAUCAACAAGAUUCUUAUAAACAACAUCACUGGUUGUUCACACAAUAUACAUGUAUAACUGACUCGGUGUAAAUAAGUAUUAUAACAAUAAGAUGUAAUGUAAAAUGUAGGAUAUCAUUUAUUACAUGGCUGAUAAUUUUCUUUCAUAGUUAUUUGUAAAUAAGUUAUACAUAUUUUGUUGAUAUUUGUAAUGUAUACUAUUAUUAUUAUUACACCAGUUUUGUAAAUCUCUUACAUUGCUAUUGCUUUCAAUAAAAUUGUUACAUUUAAAAAGAAA